This is a messenger RNA of Diprion similis, 1723 nucleotides long. RefSeq lists its product as uncharacterized. Bases 133 to 1035 code for a protein of 300 amino acids. Lineage: Eukaryota; Metazoa; Arthropoda; Insecta; Hymenoptera; Diprionidae. The record is from RefSeq and is a predicted model, not a curated record. Gene Ontology annotation, biological process: centrosome cycle; spindle assembly. Gene Ontology annotation, cellular component: HAUS complex. Gene Ontology annotation, molecular function: microtubule minus-end binding. The transcript is spliced from 7 exons.
UUUGUGAUGUGACAAAUUUGUUCUGUAUUCAACAGUAAAAUAAGGUAUUUUGUAAUACAGCAUCUACGACAUACAAGUGACACAAUCUAAUCGCUAAAUCAGCAGCAAACUCGUGAGUUUGCAGUAGACAGAAUGGAAAAUGUUUUAACACAGCUGUAUGAUUCGCUAAGCCAGUUACGCUAUCCUGAAAUAGCAAAGAUAGACUCGAAAGACUUAGCGACAGUGGUACUCGCUGGUCAUAAUCGAAUCACCUUAUUAACAUGGCUUUUAUCCCGAGCAUCUCCCACACUUUCAACACACCUUGAAAAGUUUCAAGGGCAAAAGUUAAAAGAAGAAAUAGUAAAAUCUUACUUUCAAAUGGGAAUUACAAAUGAUGAAAGUGUGCUACUGGGUAAUUGUUGUAUACAAAAACAACUGUCAUUUUUAAAAGCAUUAUUCUUGUUCACGAAGAGUUUGGACAGCACAGAUAACUUACCUGAUGAUGAAUCUGUUGUUUGCAAAAUCUUGGACGAACUUGUAAACAAACCUGCUAACAUCAUUCCUGCAACGUUUCAUGUGAGCACAAAACUAACAAAGUCCAAGGUAAAAAAGUAUCUGGAUGAAGUUGGACGAAGCAUAACAGAGGCGACUUCUGUUUCGCCCGUACGUGAAACUGCAAAAGUUAACGCUUUGGCAAUUAAGGAUGAAAUUGAUUCGGAUGAUGCAUUGGAAAUUGAAAAUGGACAGACGCUAUCAUUAGAGUCUAUGGCAGUGACAUUCAGUACAGCUUUUGCGUCCGCUGAAUUUGUGCAAAACACAAAGCAAUUGAAUACCACAACUGAGGAAAUACUUUGCAUAGACGAAACUAUUCAAAAUCUGUGCAAGGAUUUGAAUUCGUUUGCACAGAUAUUCGAAUCGAAAGAAUCAAUUCUGGGAAAGAAAUUGCCAGAAUCUUUGGAAAAAAGUGAAACACCGCUGAGUCUGUUGAUUCAGGAUAAUGUGAUACUUUCUGAAGAAAUAAGGAAGUUGUAUGAUCAUAGCCAUCUUGAAAACUAAGUACGUAAUGCAUCGCUACAUUAAUAAAUUAUUCAAAUAUCUAAGUUAAGAAAACAGUAGACUAAUUGAAAAUGGCACAAGCUUUGGUCAGGUGAUCUAUCUAUUGAUAGGUGUACAUUGAUAUGUAAUUGCAUCAAUACUUUUUCCAUUUUAUGCAAGCAAAUGUUCACAAUUUACUAGUUUGCCUGGCAAAAUUAUUGACCUUUUUUCACUAGGCAGGGUAAUUUUUAUACAUCUGAGAUAAACGUGCAAAGACUUUAUUCUCAAAAUAAUUUAUUAAGUUGUCGUACUAAUAUUAAUUAUCACACUUAUGUAGUUGUAUUUGUAUACUAAAUUUACUUAUCCAAUAAUCACAAUUUGCCUUACAUAUAAAACUGAUCAUACAUUCGUAUAAAACCUAUUUAGUUAUUAGUCACACUUUGUAUGGAUACUGCCAAAAUAAAAUAAAAAAAAUCUUUUUCAAUCAGUGCGUAUAGAAUAAUAACUAGGUUUUCACAAGUGUUAUAUUUAAUUCAGGUUUUACCUCUAAUUAUCUUACUCGUUCACUUAAUUUAAAAUUUUUAAUGUUUACAAGAAUAUCAGUAAGAAAGAAAUAGUUUAACACAUUUCAGUAUUUAAAUUCUACGUUUCAUUUAUAGAAAUAUACUUCCGCACUUUCCGAAUUAUUUCCAAAUUUAAUUAGGAUUAG